Salvia miltiorrhiza (redroot sage) is the source of this 1693-nucleotide messenger RNA. Its product is annotated as transcription factor TT8-like. The record is from RefSeq and is a predicted model, not a curated record. The transcript has 2 exons. Gene Ontology annotation, molecular function: DNA-binding transcription factor activity; protein dimerization activity. The coding region runs from base 828 to 1520 and encodes 230 amino acids. NCBI's taxonomy places the organism in Eukaryota, Viridiplantae, Streptophyta, Magnoliopsida, Lamiales, Lamiaceae. Gene Ontology annotation, biological process: endosperm development; regulation of DNA-templated transcription.
CUCUCAAUUUUUAUAGCCACUGUUUAAAAUAAUAAUUGAAAAUUAUCUUAUAUUUAUCCUAUAUUUAGAUAUGGAGGAUAUUUAAAUAUGGAUACUUACUUUUUAUAGCCACUAUCUAUAUAAUACUCUUCUCGUCCCCGCUAUCUUGAGGCUUUUUUUAGACACGAGAAUCAAGAAAGUAGUGUUUUGUAUGUAGGUGAAAAAAUAAAAAUGUAAAUAUAGGAUAAAAUUUUUGCCAAAUAAAAAAAUGUCUCAAAAUAGAUGGGAUGCCAAAAAAAAAUGUCUCAAAAUAGGUGGAACAAUAAUUAGAAAUUUACCUUAUAUUUUAUUUUAGAUUUAAAUAAGGAGGUUACAAAGAAGCAAUAAAUAGAAUCACCCAUUCACAUAAAUAUUCUUUCCUACCAACUUUUCCAAACUAGAGUAAUUUCUAUCCAAUUGAACACAAAGUUAGCCAUCAAAAUCUUUCAUUUAUCCAAAAUUCUCAAACAAUUGAUUUCAUUCUCAAAUGCAACAUUAUUCAAGAAAUAAUAAUAAUAAUUAAAAUAAAAAAGUCAACCCACGGCUCUUGAUUCAAAAACAGCUUCAUCUCAACCCUUUAUAUCAGUAGGAUCAACGGUCCAGAUCAAUUGAAGCAUAAUUCUUCAUGCACAUCUCUCUCUUCAACAUGCCCGCAGCAGAGAUUCUAACUGCCGUCGUUGUCGAAAAGACUACCCGUAAUGGAAAAUCUUCUCUCACACGCAUAUUGUACGUAUAUAGGAGUAAUAUAGAGACAUGCAUAAGUAGAGAAUACGCAGCCACCCGCCAAAAUGCGCCAAAAAUAAAUUUUCAUGAUCAAAAUGAGCCAAGGGGAAAAGGGGGAAUCGGGGAAUCGGAGAAUUAAAGAAGAGGAAUUGAAGGAUUUGUUUGUGGGAAUUAUGGAGGGAUACAACGAUUCUGCAAUCCUGCCAUUAUCGUACUUCUCCGCUCCACAAAUCCCUAAUAAUGAAGAAAACAGCCAGAAUUCGAGAAAGAUGCAGAAAACUGAAUCCGAAAGAAAGCAGAGUGAGCGCAGGAGAAGGGAUCAAAUGAGUGAGAAAUUUUCUCUUCUUCAAUCAAUGGUGCCUUCCCUUCUCACGGCGCAUAAGCCCAGCAAAGAAAGGAUAGUAGACGAUACACUGAACUACAUCAAAUACCUUCAAGAAGAGGCGGAGAGGUUGGAAGGUCUGAAGAAAUUGCAGAGCAAACUGCAGAAGGUGGAGAGGCCUACUCUCUCAAAAUGCACAAAUCGCAACUCUGUCAACGUUGCCAUCUCCGAUUCUGCAGCGUUCCUCGCCAUUCAGCUGCCCUCUAGGCGUGGCUCAGUGCUCGGCAUACUGAGGGUUCUAGAGAGGCACCAGGCUGAAGUUAUGGAGGCAAGGAUCGAUGUUAGUGACGAGAAGGUGAUGACAUUCACAGCCACAGUGAGGCUUGGAGGUGAUGGAGGCAGCUCCAUUGAUAUGAUAAGGCAAGAUAUACUAACUUCACUAGAUUUAUCCUACUGAUUUAUUGAUGUUGGAUUUAUUUAGAAAAUUUUGGUUGCUAAUUGAUAUGUGAUGCAUUUUUUGGGGAGGGGUUAUAGAUUAUAUAUUGAGUUUUCUUGAUUGGGAUUGAGUUUCAUAUGUGAAGAUAUGACUGGAUUGCUCUAUUUCUAUCCACAUUAAUUGUAGCUUGUGUA